AUGCGCAUCUCACGCGCAAUUCCUCGCGUUUUUGCCUUCUCCGCAGCGCGUUCCUGUGUCCACGACCUCCCUUCCCUUCCCUCAUCUCAUACGGUGCGGUUCAAGAACGAGUUGGAGCGAAACAUCACGAUCAAGCUGGGAUACGCCAACGCCAAGAUCUACAAAUGCGAGGACGACGCCUGCCCUCGCCCCAUGUGCUACAAGGCGUACGGCAGCAGCAAGGAGGACAGCCCGCUAUGCGACGUGCCGGGAUUUGAAAAGGCCCGCAUGAAGCUGAUGCGCCACGUGUCAUUCGUCGAUUGCCCGGGCCACGACAUUCUGAUGGCGACGAUGCUGAACGGCGCGGCGAUCAUGGACGGCGCGCUGCUGCUGAUCGCGGGCAACGAGAGCUGCCCGCAGCCGCAGACGUCGGAGCAUCUGGCGGCGGUGGAGAUCAUGCGGCUGAAGCACAUCAUCAUCCUGCAGAACAAGAUCGACCUCAUCCAGGAGAGCGUCGCGCUCAACCAGCACGACGCCAUCCAAAAAUUCAUCCAGGGCACCAUUGCGGACGGCGCGCCGGUGAUCCCCAUCAGCGCGCAGCUCAAGUACAACGUGGACGUGGUGUGCGAGAUGAUCAUCAAGCGCAUCCCCAUCCCCGACCGCGACUUUGUGUCGCCGCCCAACAUGAUUGUCAUCCGCUCCUUUGACGUCAACAAGCCCGGCGCUGAGGUCGAUGACAUCAAGGGCGGCGUUGCUGGUGGCAGUAUCCUGCACGGAGUGCUGCGCGUGGGGCAGAAGAUAGAGGUGCGGCCGGGCAUCGUGGCCAAGGACGCGGACGGCAAUAUCCGCUGCACGCCCAUCUUCUCGCGCAUCAUCUCGCUCUUCGCCGAGCAGAACGAGCUGCAGUUUGCCGUGCCAGGAGGGCUCAUUGGUGUGGGUACAACUAUUGAUCCCACGCUCACCCGCGCGGAUCGCCUCGUGGGGCAGGUGCUGGGGGAGGUGGGGGCCCUCCCGGACGUCUUUGUUGAGUUGGAGAUCAAUUUCUUCCUGUUGCGACGGCUGCUGGGAGUGCGCACCAAAGGAACAGAGAAGCAGGGCAAGGUGGCGAAGCUGACAAAGGGAGAGGUGCUGAUGCUCAACAUUGGGUCCAUGUCUACGGGUGCGCGCGUGGUGGCCGUGAAGAACGAUCUGGCGAAGCUGCACCUCACCUCCCCCGUGUGCACCAAGACGGGCGAGAAGCUCGCUCUGAGCCGGCGCGUGGAGAAGCACUGGCGGCUGAUUGGCUGGGGGCAGAUCCAGGCAGGUGUGAAGCUCGAUGUGCCGCCACCUGUUGACUUGCCCAAGUAG
Messenger RNA from Closterium sp. NIES-65, 1326 nucleotides. NCBI's taxonomy places the organism in Eukaryota, Viridiplantae, Streptophyta, Zygnematophyceae, Desmidiales, Closteriaceae. The record is from the annotation of a GenBank genome assembly.